Messenger RNA from Anopheles bellator, 1889 nucleotides. Its product is annotated as spondin-1-like. Gene Ontology annotation, molecular function: serine-type endopeptidase inhibitor activity. NCBI's taxonomy places the organism in Eukaryota, Metazoa, Arthropoda, Insecta, Diptera, Culicidae. Bases 52 to 981 code for a protein of 309 amino acids. The transcript is spliced from 4 exons. The record is from RefSeq and is a predicted model, not a curated record.
CAGUGGUCCGAGUGGAGUCCUUGCAGUGUGACGUGCGGGCUGGGCCGCAAGAUGCGCACCCGGAUGCCGAUCAACAAGAGUAUGAAGGUGCACCACAAGCGGUUCGUCAACUACUACAUGACCCGGCGCCGCGGACCGGCCCACGGGGACGAUGAGGACGACGAUGACGAGGAGCACGGCAGCGUCGAGGAUCACGGUGACGGCGAAGACAACGAUCUGCACAUCACCGACCAGAACGAUCCGUGCUACGGUGUGGAGACGGUCGAGGAGGUAACCUGCGGCCACGACUUGCCACCCUGCGACGGACUGUACGGUGUACCAGAACUGUGCUUCCUGGAGCCGAAACCGGGCAACUGUCGGGACUCGCAGACCCGCUGGUACUACGAUGGCGACAAGAACGACUGCUCGAUCCUGUUCUUCACCGGGUGCGGCGGCAACAACAACAACUUCAUGUCCCGAGAGGACUGUCUCGAUACGUGCAGCAAAGACCGUAAGUUUACCAACAUCCCGAUACGGGACCAAAUCAGCACAAACAGUGCCGGCGGUUCCGACUACGGUGCCGGAGGUUCCGACACGGACCGGAAGCAGGACUGCAAAACGUCACACUGGAAGCGGGGGCCCUGCAACGCGACCUGCGGCGAAGGUUUCCGCGCCAAGAGCCGCACCAUUCUGGUACACCCAGCGAACGGUGGGCAGCGGUGUCCGAGGAAGCUGCGCAAGGUCGAGCGCUGCUUCUCGCACUGCGACUCGUCCCGGCAUGACACGAACCCGUCGUGGGGGCCCUCGACCCGCUACGCGCCCGAGCCGAUCGAGUGCGAGUACUCCGGCUGGUCGGCCUGGUCGCCCUGCAGCAAAACCUGCGGCGACUACGCCGUCCAGCAGCGCACCCGCUACGUGCUGAAUCCGGAGAACGGCCGCUUCUGUCCGCACCGGCUCGAGGAGCGGAAAUGUGAUAUCAUGCCUUGCCUGUUGGGCAAAUAACUCGGCGCCGGCAGCGGUUAGAUCCCGAUUCACGUUCCCGACGGUCACGGCACCGACGGGGCACCGAAACACCGGGCGUACCGAAACGCUUUUCCCCGUAUUGUGUGGUUAGAUUUCGCCGGCGCCGUGCGGCCGAAUUUCCCUACAUUUCAAUCGCAUGAGCUGAGCAUGCAAAAUUUCGUUCCCAUUUUUUUCCCCCUUCGUUCAAUAUUUUAUAACCCUUUUUUUGCCGCGACCCAUGGAAUGGAUGCAUGGAACCGCCGGUGGAUUGGAUUGGAAGCCGCUCGCAUACGUCAGGACCUGUCGGUGGACCUGUGGCUGUGGUGAGGUGACGCACUGUGUUUACGGACCCGUUGGGUUCGGCCCUCGUUUAUCGGAAGCAUACAUGGCGGCAUGGCAUCCCUCACCGACCAGCGAGAACGAAACCCGGCUGGUGCCGGAACACUAAUAAAAUAACACACAAACACGCCCUCACGGACACAUAAAAAUAGUUUAAAAACCGUAGGUGAAAUCCAAACACCGGUGCAUGAUACACAGAGCAUGGGGAACCCGUCAUCGUCGAACCUAUAGGUAUAAUAUAGGCCCGCCGAUGCAGAUCUAGUAACCCUGCCAGCAGCAGCAGCAGCAGCAGGAGCAGUAGUAGACCACACAUACUGACACGUCGCACGUGACGUUGAUUGCACCGAGCUUGAUAGCCAAUAGAGAGAGAGAGAGCGAAUGAGAUAGAAUGAGAGAAGCAGGCCCCAGUAGGUUCGUGUGGUGCAAUUAAAGGGAGAGAGAGAAAGAGAGUUGAAAGAGUUGUGUGAGAGGCAGGAUUGAAGAGGAAUGCACACGACACACACAAACACACACACACAUCCAUCAUGUAUCCUUCAACUAACGAGAUCGAAUAAAAUGAAGUACACGUA